This is a messenger RNA of Mobula hypostoma (lesser devil ray), 1938 nucleotides long. Its product is annotated as fructose-bisphosphate aldolase C-like. The coding region runs from base 156 to 1250 and encodes 364 amino acids. The record is from RefSeq and is a predicted model, not a curated record. The transcript is spliced from 9 exons. Gene Ontology annotation, biological process: fructose 1,6-bisphosphate metabolic process; glycolytic process. Lineage: Eukaryota; Metazoa; Chordata; Chondrichthyes; Myliobatiformes; Myliobatidae. Gene Ontology annotation, cellular component: cytosol. Gene Ontology annotation, molecular function: fructose-bisphosphate aldolase activity.
GUCUGCCCGGUCACGUAACUCUGCGGCAUCACAAUCGCGUUAUUAACCUGCGGCGGAGCGGGGGGGUAGCGCAUUCAAGCGGCCCGGGACACGGAGCGGAGCGGCAGACUGGACCACGGGGAGCGGCGGCUGCUUUGGGCACGGACCGUUUGAAGAUGACGCACCAAUUUCCAGCGCUUUCUCCUGAGCAGAAGAAGGAAUUAAAUGAUAUUGCCCUGCAGAUUGUGUCACCCGGAAAGGGCAUCUUGGCUGCUGAUGAAUCUGUGGGGAGCAUGGCCAAGCGCCUGACCCAAAUCGGUGUGGAGAAUACGGAGGAAAAUCGCCGUUUCUACCGGCAGAUCCUGAUGACGGCUGAUGACCGGAUCAAGAACUAUAUCGGGGGCGUUAUCUUCUUCCACGAGACUCUGUACCAGAGCACUGAUGACGGGACGCCCUUCAUUAACGUCAUUAAAGAGAAGAACAUUCUGGCAGGGAUCAAGGUUGAUAAAGGCGUUGUCACCUUGUCUGGAACCAACGGCGAGACCACCACCCAAGGUUUGGAUGGAUUAGCGGAGCGUUGUGCUCAGUACAAGAAGGACGGUGCAGACUUUGCAAAGUGGCGCUGUGUACUGAAAAUCAGUGCAACAACCCCAUCUGCCCUCGCCAUCAUGGAGAACGCAAACGUCUUGGCCCGCUACGCCAGCAUCUGCCAGCAGAAUGGAAUCGUUCCUAUUGUGGAGCCAGAGAUCUUGCCUGACGGUGAUCACGACCUGAAACGAUGUCAGUAUGUCACAGAGAAGGUGUUGGGUGCUGUUUACAAAGCACUGAGUGACCAUCAUAUCUACCUGGAAGGUACUUUGCUGAAACCCAACAUGGUAACUCCUGGACAUUCGUGCCCUACCAAGUACAGCCCUGAGGAGAUUGCCACCGCCACGGUUACUGCACUGAGACGCACUGUUCCACCUGCCGUUCCAGGAAUCACAUUCCUAUCUGGAGGCCAGAGUGAGGAGGAGGCGACCAUCAAUCUCAACGCGAUCAAUAAAUGCCCACUGCCGAAACCAUGGGCUCUGACCUUCUCAUAUGGCCGAGCUUUGCAGGCCUCAGCACUGAACGCUUGGCGUGGAGAGAAGGAGAAUAUGCAGGCAGCACAGAAUGAGUUCAUGAAGCGAGCUGAGGUUAACAGUUUGGCCGCCCUUGGACAGUUUGAAGCAAGCAGUGAAGGUGAAGGCGCAGCCAGCCAAUCUCUCUACAUCGAAAAUCAUGCUUACUGAAGGGAAUAAAAUCAAUGAAAAACUAAUUCUACAAUAGGCUUUUCCUAAUCAGCUGACCCUCUGCUGCCUCGUACACCGUGAUCACACUGCCUGCCUGCAUUGUUAAUCUGCAUAGAUGUGACCCAAGUUUAAGAGAAUGAGCAAGACUACUCACUGUCCCUCCAUCUCCAAUAACCCCCCGUUCAUUUUGUUUCACCCUCUGUUGUGACCUUACAAUAGAAAUGAACAGCUCCUCAUUGGAUGUACUAACCUCUCAUAUAAUGCAGAGUGUUCUUGCUUCUCUGAAAGGUUUAAACCGUGUUAUAAUGUUAGCUGCCUUGCCUUUUAAUCACCCAGGCUUGUGAUGAACAACAACCUCCUUUAGAUCAGAUUUCAAUGCGGUUUGCUGUGUCAUAACGUGAAGUUGUUACCGUAGCUUGUCAGUGAAAUCCCAGAGGUGGCUAUACACUUGGAAAUUUAACACUAUUUAUUACUAAUCCAUACACCGUUAAGCAGACGGUGUUUCUCCCAGAAGAUGCACUGUUUGUCUAUUUAUUGUGUGUGGUGAAAACACACAACUGUAGAUGUGAUUAUGUGGGAGCACUGAGUAUUGUGUUAGAAAGUAUUUUGUUAUAUAUAACUGUACUGACUUUACAUCUAGUAGUUGCAAUAAACGGGGAAGAAACACUCAUAUCAUUCUCUGUUACUC